Molecule: messenger RNA, 930 nt
Organism: Penicillium coprophilum
Lineage: Eukaryota; Fungi; Ascomycota; Eurotiomycetes; Eurotiales; Aspergillaceae
Exons: 4
Coding region: 1-930 (309 amino acids)
Biological process (GO): DNA-templated transcription
Molecular function (GO): DNA binding; zinc ion binding
Source: RefSeq, a predicted model, not a curated record
AUGCGACUUGUUGGGUAUAUCUAUGACGCACGGGGAUGGUCCAUCGAGUUAGAAGAUCAAGUAAACUCCAGUUUCUCACAUAUACCCUCAGGAGAUCCUACUGUGGUCCAGUGCCGACUUUUAUACUCCAUAGCACUGUUCUGGUAUGAAAAGCGAACCGAGGCCAAAUUGCAAGUGGACGCUGCUAUUUGGCUAGCCACUGAAUGUAAGUUGUUUGAGCAAAACUCUGCAUUGAAAUAUGGGGCCGGUGAUCCCGUUUUGCAGGAAUGCUGGAGGCGAACGUGGUGGAUGCUCUACAUUGUGGACGCAUAUUAUGCGGGGACUUUGGGGACUAUGAAUUUGAAGGCCUUCGCUAUUGAGUCUACGGUCGACUUGCCCUGCGAAGAGUCAGAAUACGAGUCGGGGGAUAUUCCAGAGCCUAAAACCCAGGACGAGUUUGACAGCCGUGAAUUUGCCCCCGAUGAUACCGCAUUUUCAUCGUUCGCAUAUUUAAUCGGUGCCGUACGGUGUGCGGCUUUGGCAAUAUCCACAGUGCCAAAAGUUGCGAACAAAGACGACUCGAUACAAACGAUCCAGGCUGCGGACUCGGCCCUGGGUGGAUGGUUACUCUUACUACCCAAGAUAGAUAAACAAGUUAUGAACAAGACCGGAGAAAUUGAUGAGUUGAUGUUUCAGGCGCACCUCGUCAUACAUGUCGCCACCAUUGGCUUACACCGGCCGUUUUCAGAUCUUAAAUUUAGUCGCGCAGAGGCUAUCUCUAGCUGUGCCCGCGAGCCACCCCUCGACACUCUAACAACAGAUCUCACGAAUGUGCACACAAUCCGAGUUCUCCGGUCCGCAGAGGCACAGAUCAGACUUCUAGCAUUACCAGCUUUGUAUUUUCACCAUACUCCAUUUACGACCUGCAUGCAGUGGAAGUUGCUCAAGUGA